Nilaparvata lugens (brown planthopper) is the source of this 5128-nucleotide messenger RNA. Its product is annotated as fibroin heavy chain-like. The transcript is spliced from 3 exons. NCBI's taxonomy places the organism in Eukaryota, Metazoa, Arthropoda, Insecta, Hemiptera, Delphacidae. The coding region runs from base 51 to 4106 and encodes 1351 amino acids. The record is from RefSeq and is a predicted model, not a curated record.
AAGGUCACAUUUUGACUCUUGCUAUGGCUGCUCAUACAUAGGCGCUUAGCAUGGCAUUCAAAUAUCUUUCGCUCGUUUUGAUACUGAGCAUCAAUUUCAUCUCAACCACGAUAUCAGGAAAAGUGGAGAACAACCAAGCUGAAGCCUACAGAAGACACAUCAUUUCACCUGCUGCGUCUCCGCGAGUUGAAGGAUCUGCUACUCAGAGGCAAACCAGGAAUCAGAACAUCGUGUUGAAGGCAGGUAAAGCUCAUCAUGAUACUGUCAACGACGUCUACAGGAGCGGAGCGACAGGCCUGAUCCAUGGCGCCAGUUCCGGGGUGCCGUUCGGCGGAAGUGCAAUCAUACAUGGUGGCAUUCCAAAGCAGCAGUAUGUCUACAGUGGAUUAGUGUCUCCAACUUCAUGGCAGAGCGCCAAAAUUCAGAAUGCUGUUCCAGAAUUCGACAAGAGUUACAAGAUCAGCAAUGUCAAUUCGCAAUCUAUGAUGCAGGAAGAAUCGACAAACAUGGAUGAAGAAGGAAAUGAGACUUUUGACAGUAUUACGGAAUCGGAAAUGUUAGAUACAAGUAACGUUACCAAUACUUCAAACUCACAACCAAUCAAUAGCAGUGUUGAACAAUCGCAAAGUUCAGAGACCGUAUCUAAUUCCGGAUCGAAACUCGAAAUAACCACUGAAGCUUAUGAGACUGUUACUGUGUUCGAAUUCAACACUGACGAUGUGAAUUUUAAUGUAUCCUUUUCAAGCAAUGGAACCGGCAAUGCAAACGCUACCUACGAAUCAAUUAACAGCGGACUGGGAUUGAAAAUGGAUCAAACCUCUCAUAUUAUGGAAGACUCAGAUGACCGAAAAUUAAUUGAUGUGAAAUUGGAGAACUCUACAUUUGAUAACAGGAAUGACAGCAGAGCGGGAGUCCAAAUCAGCCAAAGUGUAUUUGGAGCAUCUUCAGUGAAUGUGGAUGGACGACCGAAUCCAAGCACACUCAAGCCACACAACGCUGGAGCGAGCCCUACUUCAGAGAAUAUAUCCAUUAACCAAACAGCAAUCGGUGUAAUUUCAGGUGAAUCUGAAGGUACAGUAUUGAUAAAUCAGAAUAUUUCAGGGGUAGGAGGUCAAACAAACGGUCAGAUAACUGUAGACCAAAAUGCUAUGGGAAUUAUAGGAGAGAAUAGUUUGCUAUCCCAGCCUUCAGGGACAUACUAUCCAAAUCAAUAUGGAAAUUCAGGAAAUCAGAAUAGUAUGGGGUAUCCAGAAAAUUUCAAUCCAGGAUCUCAACAGAACUAUAAUGGUGGGGGAUAUAACCCUCCUAUUUAUGGAGGAUAUUAUCAACCAAAUCAGGGGAACAUGGGUAAUUAUGGUAACUAUUGGGGUGGCUUAUCAAAUAACUACCCCAUUUAUGGUUCAGGGAAUGGAGGUUACAUUGGACAAGGGAAUGGUGCAUUGUAUGGGAAUCCUGGCUGGUCAAAUUAUGGUUCACAGUAUACUAAUUAUGGAUAUUAUCCAUCACAGUCACAACCAAUCAGACCAGGCAGUGAAUAUUAUGGUGGAGGAUUCAACAAUCAACAGUAUGCAAAUUAUCCUAAUUAUAAUCCAAUGUGUGCAACUCAUCAGAGUUCAGGUUCUAAUUCAUUCAAUAAUCAAGCAUAUCCAGCGAAUAUUCAGAACACCGGGAACUAUUACCAACCAGGGAAUAGUCCAACCUCUAGCAGUAUGUGGUCUCAGGGCAGCAACUCAAAUCAAAUGGGUAGUACAAGUGGUAUGAAUAGCAAUGCUUGGGGGAGCAAUUAUGUAACGAGUUCUUCAACUGCAGAUAAUAAUAUGGCCAGUGGAAGUGGAAUGAGCUGGUCUCAAAGUGCUGGAAACUCAAAUUCUAAUGGUGGUCAGGUUUUGAGUGAAAGUAGUAUUAGCAAUGCUAACAAUGGAAUGCCAGCAAAUGUUGAAAGACCAGAAUAUGUAACAGUAAUAAAUGGAGAUAAUAAAGAACAAACUUCAAUCAUCAAUAUGAAUACAGGCUCCAGCAGUGGGACAUCAGGAGGAGGAGGAGCAGGUUCCGGGAGUGGAGGAGGAUGGGGUUCAGGAGUAGGAGCGGGUGGUGGAGUAGGUGGAGGAGCAGGGGGAGGGGGAGGAGGAGGCUUUGGCGGUGGUGGAGGAACUGGGGGAGGCUUUGGAGGAGGAGCUGGAGGUGGAUUUGGAGGGGGUACUGGCGGUGGAUUUGGAGGAGGAUCAGGUGGAGGAUUGGGAGGAGGAGCAGGUGGGGGAUUGGGAGGAGGAUCUGGUGGGGGAUUAGGAGGAGGAGCAGGAUCUGGUGGAGGAUUAGGAGGAGGAUCUGGUGGGGGAUUAGGUGGAGGAUCUGGUGGAGGAUUAGGAGGAGGAUCUGGUGGAGGAUUAGGAGGAGGAUCUGGUGGGGGAUUAGGAGGAGGAUCUGGUGGGGGAUUAGGAGGAGGAUCUGGAGGAGGUUUUGGAGGAGGAUCUGGUGGAGGAUUAGGAGGAGGAGCAGGUGGAGGCAGUGGAUUUGGUGGUGGUUCUGGUGGCGGUGGUGGAUUUGGUGGUGGAUCUGGAGGUGGUGCAGGAGCAGGAUAUGGAGGGGGUAAUGGUGAAGGGGCUGGUAGUGGACAGGGAAGUGGAGGCGGUAAUGGUGUAGGCGCUGGGGCAGGAAGCAGUAGUGAAAUUGGAGGAGGGGCUGGUGGUGGCACUGGAGGAGGGUUUGGAGGAGGAAGUGGGGUAGGUACUGGAGGUGGUGAGGGCGCGGGUAAUGGUCAAGGAAGUGGAAGUGGCAGUGGUGUAGGAGGAGGAUCAGGAGGAGGAAGUGGUGAAAGUGUUGGGCAAGGAGGAAGUUAUGGAAUUGGAGGAGGUGUUGGGGGUGGUGCUGGAGGUGGAUUCGGAGGUGUGGGGGGUGGGGCUGGAGGUGGAUUCGGAGGAGGUGUUGGACAAGGCGGUAGCAGUGGAAUUGGAGGCGGGGCUGGAGGAGGAUUUGGAGGAGGGAGUGGUGGAGGAGCUGGACAAGGAGGAGGAUCUGGGGGUGGCUCUGGAGGAGGAUUUGGCGGAGGAAGUGGUGGAGGUGCUAGUGGUCUAGGAGGUGGAGGAGGAUUUGGUGGAGGAGCUGGAGGUGGUUUUGGAGACGGUGCAGAAGGUUCAGGCACUAGUUCAGGGACCACAGGGGGAAGUGGAAGUGGACAAGAAAGUAAACCAGAAGUCGAACAGGGAAAUACUAAUUCGAAUAGUGCAUCAAACAAUAUGAGCUCAGGGAAUGGAGCAAUGAUUUCCAGUAGUGGAACAAGUGCCUCAAUGAUUUCUAGUAGUGGAUCUAGUACUUCAAUGACAGCUAGCACAACUAGUGGUAGUUCAAGUACUGGUAAUCAAGUGAGUCAAAGUGGAGGAGGUUCAGGUGGUGGAGUUGGGGGUGGUGCAGGAGGUGGAUUUGGGGCAGGUGGUGGAGUCGGCGGAGGCGGAGGAUUUGGUGGAGGUGGAGGGAGCGGUGCCGGCGGUGGUUCAGGAGGAGGUUUAGGCGGUGGUGCAGGAGGAGGUUUAGGCGGUGGAUUUGGUGGAGGAGGCGGCGGUGGUGGCGGAGGAGGAUUUGGAGGUGGUGGAGGUGGAGGAGGAGGCGGUGGCGGAUUCGGUGGAGGAGGAGGAGGUGGAGGCGGAGGAGGUGGUGGAGGAUUGUUUGGUGGAUGGGGGAACCACCACCACUCUGGCAACCAUCAUCAUCAUCAUCACCAUGGGGGCUUUUUUGGGAACCACCAUCAAGGUGGUCAAGGAGGUGGUGGUGUCAGUGGACAUAGCAAUCUAUUUGGUGGUGGCCACGGACUGGGCUUCUUUGGUAGUCUGGGUCAUAAUAAACCUGGAGUGGGCUUUUUUGCUGGCGGGGGCCACAGCCAUGGCAUAGGCGCCGGUGUGUUUGGCAACGUGGGCAGCCACCACUCCAGCUCGGGUGAGACCGGCAUCAAGGAGCAGCACCACCAAUACACCGGCGAGUUGUACGGUGAGGUGGGCGGCCACCUCAACGCCGCCGGUCAAGGACAAAUCAAUAAGACUGACAAUGCUGCCAAUUCGAAAAACAAAGGCCCAAAGAAAAAUUAUCAAAUUCAAAAAUUGAGUGUGAUCAAAUGAUAUAAUCCACAGAUUGAUUGAGUACAGUUGCACACUGAUAAUUUGUUCAUACUGAGAGUACUGCCUUGAGAUUAUGUGCUCCAACUCACUAACUUACAAUACUUGCAAUAAAAAAUCAACGUGCAGGAUCCCAUGGGUGGUUUGCAAAGGGGUUUGUUUGACACAAAUUAUAAAUGAUUGAACCAAUAGAAAUAAUUUACUUAUUGAGUGCUUCCCAUUAUGUUGUUUCUCUCCCAAUCAUUGUUAUGAUUUUGUGCAAACGGAAUAAAUAGAAUUAAAUGUUGAAUGGUAUAUGUUUUAGGAUAUUGAGUCAGUUUGAUUCAAGAAAUUAUUAAAAGACAAAAAACACUGUAUAAUUCUGUUGUUGUAUAUGAAUUGAACAUGGAGUUGAUCUCUUGUUAAUAUUAUAACAGAAGAGUGUUUAACGUCAUUUACUGCAAUUCAAUUAUUUUUAAUAGUCAUGUUCUGAAACAAAUAUUAUAUUUAUUGAAGGGAUGGUUUGUCUGCAUUUGAAAAAUAAUUGAGGGAAAAUUUAUGUAUGGAGGUAACCAUUUGUUACUACCUAUUAUUCUCGAAACAAAUAUAUUAUCUGUGUGUAACACUUCAAGGAUUCAAAUAUAAAAUAAAGGUUGUCUUGUUCUCUACCAAGUAAUUAUAUUUUUAAAAAGUGAAGAAUGAAGAUGUUCGUUUCUCAUUAAUAUUUCUGUGUGCUUUUAUUUUUUUAAAUAAAACAAGUUGACCGUCGAAUGAGUUUUGAAAUCUUACUCCAAUCUUAUUUCACAGUAAUAGUAUUAAAUAGUAUAGUAGUUGGAUUCAAAUAAUACAUUCUGUAUUAAGAAUGGAAAUCAUCUUUCAACUUGUAGUUUUUGAACACACCCCAAAAUUCUUAUUAAAUUAAUUUAAUUCAGUUUUCAGUUGAAAAAAGGGUGGUAUUUAAUAUUGAAAUUUUUGUUUUGCUUUUCACGAUUUUAAUACAUAGUAGCUCAAAAUCCAGUAUCUAUCAUAAAGUUCAGGGUAUUGAG